Messenger RNA from Tribolium madens (black flour beetle), 2509 nucleotides. It is a transcript of the gene Exo70, whose product is annotated as exocyst complex component 7. NCBI's taxonomy places the organism in Eukaryota, Metazoa, Arthropoda, Insecta, Coleoptera, Tenebrionidae. The record is from RefSeq and is a predicted model, not a curated record. The transcript is spliced from 11 exons. Gene Ontology annotation, cellular component: exocyst. Gene Ontology annotation, molecular function: phosphatidylinositol-4,5-bisphosphate binding. Gene Ontology annotation, biological process: exocytosis. The coding region runs from base 352 to 2451 and encodes 699 amino acids.
UAAAAGUGUUCGUUUAAGUUCGGCUUCGUCCGAUUCGCUCCCCAGAUCCGUAUCAUAGUGAUCCGGAAACGAGGCCAAAGAUCCGGUGAUUGUCGCUAUGUGUCCGGGUUCGAUCCCGGAUUCGGAUGAUUGGGCAUGAGGGAGGAUCUGGGUGGUAGAGGGCGACACUCGAUGAGGCCAUGCCGAGUGUGACAGCAUAAUACCGGAAACUGCAUCGACCGGUUUGCGUCUCGACUAAUUUACUAAAAAUCACAAAUAUAAAAAAAAAUCCGCGCAUUUUUACAACUAUUAUUAUUACUACUAUUAUUAUUGUUACAGCUGUAAUUCGCCCAAAAAUUGCGAUUAAACACCAUGAAUAUCGUCGAGGAACGCACUUAUGAGAUUACAAGCAAAUUAGAGAAGGAGAAAUCCAACCUCACUUUACUGACAGAACGACUGAAAAAGAGCUCUCAUAUCACGAAAGGCAUUGAUACGAUUUUAAAUUCGUUUGAGGAGCGUCUCUCACGACUCGAGGACACUAUUUUGCCUGUCUACAAUGAUACAGAAAAUUUGCAAAAGUCACAAAUUAAUAUUGACCAAACUCUUACAUUUCUCGACGAUGUCAUUAGCUAUUACAACGUUUCAAGUGAAGUGGAGAGCGUAAUUGAGAAAGGACCGGGCGAAAGUGGAAUUGAUUUAGACGAUUAUAUUCACUCCUUGAAUCGACUUGCAAAAGCACAAAAAUACUUCGAGAAACACAUCCCCCAAAGCGUAGAACUCGAAAACGUCACCACUUUAUUUCACAAAGGUAGCGACAAACUCAACUCUGAGUUUAAAACAGUUUUGGAUAAGUAUAACACUCCUAUGCUUCCGGUCAUUCUUCUCGAUUUGAUCAAUUUCGAGAAUUCCGAUAACCGCGAAAAGGUCCCACCAGUUCAAAUCCCCGAACAUACUAAAUCCUAUUUGAUCAAAAUCGCCAACUGGUUACUUGAUAACGGCCGUGAUGAAUAUUUAACAGUUUAUGGUAAAGUCCGUGGGGCUGUUUUACAACGGUCUUUGACAAUGUUACGCAACCAUCAGAAGAGCGUCAGUGGGGGUAGUGUCCAUGGUGUUGCUAGUUCCCCAAUGCUGCGCCCUAAGUUCCAAAAUCGCCAUGAAGCUAGUCGCAAACCGUCGACGCGCCGCCUCCACCACGCCUUCGAACGCAAAGCCAAUCGAAUGUUUCUAAAAGCGUCACAAACACUCGAACAUUCGACGGGUUUGACACUUGGCACACGACGUGCCUCCUCCCAUUUACUUGACCCCGCCUAUAACGGGGAGGAGUUUGAUAACGAGCAAGAAUUGGAGAAUUAUCUAGUGUGCGUGAUUGCUCUACAUAAACUAAUGCAAAUUGAGCAGGCCUUGAUUAAGGGGAUUAUCGCACCGAGACAUCAACCACGUGUUUUCGAAUUGAUAGUCAGGGAGGCUAUGGAUACUAUUGUUCAAGAUGGCGAGAAUAUAGUUUCACGUGCAAAGAAAUGCAUAAGUCGACAUGAUUUUGGCACAGUAUUGGUGGUUUUUCCGAUUUUGAAACAAUUGCGUUCGUUGAAACCCGAGUUUGAACGAACGGUGGAAGAGUGCGAUUUGAAUGUCAAGUCGAAAUUUGACGCCAUUUUGGGGAUGUUACAUUCGACGGGAGCGAAAGCACUCGAGGAUUUUAUCGAGAGUUUACGAUCGGAUUCGGUGACACAGUUGCCUAGCGACGGGACUGUACACGAACUCACAAGCAACGUGAUUAUGUUUUUGGAACAGUUGCUCGACUAUACGGAUACUAUAGGUAUGGUUUUGGUCCAGGAUGUCAGUUAUGCGAAACAAUUGGACCGUUUGAAGGCCAGUGAUACCAACAAAGCCCUUCUAGGCCUCUAUAUCAAGAAGGUUUUAGUACAGUUGAAUCACACUUUGAUUAGUAAGAGUGAACAGUAUAGUGAUCCAGCCUUGAAAGCAAUUUUUCGUUUAAAUAACAACAAUUAUGUCUUAAAGUCACUACAGCGGAGCACUUUGUUGGAAUUAUAUUUAAUUUCCGAGCCGAAAUGUGAGGAAUAUUAUCACAAUUCGAUUCAAGAACACAAAAAAGCUUAUUCGCAAAGUUGGGGUAAACUCUUGAAUUAUAUCUGGUGUGAUGACUCGCCUGUUAAUCUUUUGCACGGAGAUAAGCUCCGGGAUAAGGACAGGGCCGUAAUUAAGGAGAAAUUUGCCGGUUUUAAUAAGGAAAUUGAGGAUAUCGCCAAAGUGCAACGCGGAUAUUCGAUUCCGGAUGUUGAGCUGCGCGAGAGUAUUAAAAGGGAUAAUAAAGAGCUGAUUAUUCCGAAAUAUAAUUCGUUUUAUAACAUGUAUGCAGGGGUUCAGUUUACGAAAAAUCCGGAAAAGUACAUUAAGCAUAAGCCUGAUGAGGUGUCGGCGGUUAUUGACCGAUUUUUUGAUGUGGCUGCUUGAAAAAAAAAAUCAUUGUUAUUUAUGUAAUCGUAAGUUGAAUAAAUAUACAAAUUUGAAA